UCCGUUGAAGUGCACUGCCUUGCCGGGGUUCUCUUCCUCGACACGGACGACUGCACCUCGGCUUCUCAGGUCACUCAGACGGAACGGACAGAGUCGAGGUCCGACUGGAGUCUCAGUGUGUGGAGAAGAAGAGCUCGUCAGGGAGACGACAAUUUCGUGGUGGCCUGUCGUGUUGCCCGACGUGCGUCACUUCGUGUGUGCGGUCACAGGCCUACAGCGAGCCCUGAGACCGGUCAUUUAAAGAGAUAG
Molecule: messenger RNA, 249 nt
Organism: Protopolystoma xenopodis
Lineage: Eukaryota; Metazoa; Platyhelminthes; Monogenea; Polystomatidea; Polystomatidae
Source: the annotation of a GenBank genome assembly